AUGGACAUCAUGUACAUGGACGAUUGGGAAGACGAAGUGGUGGAACGUGUCAACGACCGUUAUCCUUUCAAAAAUAGGUUGUUGGAGGACAUACAGAUCAUGCCCAUGAGCUCGGGUACCGUACAGAUAUAUCGGCAAAACGGUGUGUCGAUAUUCUGCGUAUUCUUCAGCAACCGCAUGACCACCCUCAGCGACUGGAUGGAAGACGCUCUGAUAGACAUCAAAAGACUGUUGGCGGGUCACAUACAGUUGGCCAUCCAACAGGACCUGUCCCUCUCGGAGUUUCAAUCGAAUGUCUACAGUAAUUUGUUUUAUUUUUUCCAAUCUGUGUUCACGUACGACACGGUUGUGAUAUGGUUUUGCGGCAGUGGCGAUGUGUAG
Macrosiphum euphorbiae (potato aphid) is the source of this 381-nucleotide messenger RNA. NCBI's taxonomy places the organism in Eukaryota, Metazoa, Arthropoda, Insecta, Hemiptera, Aphididae. The record is from the annotation of a GenBank genome assembly.